Molecule: messenger RNA, 1961 nt
Organism: Cydia splendana
Lineage: Eukaryota; Metazoa; Arthropoda; Insecta; Lepidoptera; Tortricidae
Exons: 7
Coding region: 82-1824 (580 amino acids)
Source: RefSeq, a predicted model, not a curated record
UUUGCAUAGAGCAGUAUAUAAACCAUGGGGUUUUCGGUGAAAACAUCAGAUUUCAGUUGGGAAUCAUAGAAACUUGCAAAUAUGAGGUUCGUCGCAGUUGGCGCGUUUCUUUUCGUGGUCUGUGCCCUCGGCCAAGCUGCGAUCAUCGAGUCCCAGACCUUGGCACCACCCAACAGCCCCGAUAUUUUCGCCAACACCAAGAAACUAAUCGAAGAACUGGCAGCGAACCUCUGCCAAUCGGCACAGCAAGCUGCAGACGCUAUGAAAGGCUUCGCAUCCGGCUUGAAGGACCAAGUAGGAAUUAUGAAAGAGAGGCUGCAAGUGGACAUCCAGAAGCUGAAGGACAGAGUAUCGGAAGCUAUCUCGAAUGUCGCGGAUAGGAUCUCUAACGCCGGUGGGGCGAUCAAAGACUGUGUCGAGUCUCAUAAGAAACGAGCCGAUCAACUCCUCAACGACGCUGUAUACAGAACCAUGACCUGCGCCGACGAAAAAGUCCAAGAAAUCAGCGAUCUGAUCGCAAGACAGGUCGAAAUAUCCCAGGGGGGGCUCGAAUUUGCCAACAUAGCCACGGAGGGAAUAAAGAAUUGCACAGACAACGAUAACAACAUAUUUAUAAAAGGAGCGUGCCUUGCUAUGCUUGCCUUGAAGACUGAAAUGAAGGGAGCCGUUUUCAUGACGCAAAGCGGAAUCAACGUCGCACGAGUCGACAUAGCCAUAGCCAAGUUGCCCGUCGCCCUAGAACUGUGCGCCGGCCAACGCCUCCUCGAAGCCGGCAUGGGCACAGCCAAGGUCAUCCUGGACCUGCAGAAGUGCAAGGUCACCAACACGAUCACCGCCCUAACAGAGUCCAACAUCGCCCUAACAGAGUCCAACACCGCCCUAACAGGGUCCAACACCGCCCUAAUAGGGUCCAACACCGCCCUCACAGGGUCCAACACCGCCCUAACAGGGUCCAACACCGACCUCACAGGGUCCAACACCGCCCUCACAGGGUCCACCCCCACCCUCCCUGAUGCUCCUAGUGCAAAUAAUGCAGAAGCAAAAGAAAUCGUUCCUUCAAAAAGCUACUUGGCACGUCUGACUCGAAAUCAAAUCGAAGCAAUUUAUGCGAUACAAUCAAAAGAACUCGCCAAUAUCGAUGUUAACAGGUUGUUGAAAAUUAGUGACUUAUGGGAUAAAAUUAAAAACAGUAUUACUAACGCAUGGAACGCCGUAAAAUAUAUAGCUGAUAAAACUAGAGAGAAAAUCAUCGUGUGGCUUCAAAAUAUAAAGAAACAAGCGGAAGAAGCGGUCAAAGAUUUUGAGGCGAAGUUAGAAGUCCUAAAAGACAGAUUUAACCAAUUUAUACAGGUAUUGAAGAAAAAAGCAGGAGAAAUUAAACAAUGUAUCCAAGACGACAAGGACGUGAUCCAAGAAUUACUUAAGCAAAUAGCACAAAGUGUGAGAUCGUGUAUUGCUGACAGUGUUACUAAUGCAUCAGUUUUAGAUAGCCAUCAGUCAAAACUGGUGCUUGAUGACACUGAAUUUAUUAAAGAGGCUGAAGAUAAAAUGAAUAAAUGCGUACAGAAAGUUGACAAUGCUGAUGAAUGCCUGAAUAAAGCUAGAGGAGAGAUUUAUGAUAUCAUGGAACAAAAAGAAACUGAAAUUAUGAAUACUUCGUUUCAUUUUCAGAGAUCAGUUAGCAGAGACAUAGUAGAAGACGCUUUGGAUACAAUCCUGAAUUGUGCAGCAGGCGGGAUCAUUGAAUCCUCAGAGACGAUUACAGAAGAAAUAAUAAACAUCGUCAACUGCGUUAAGAGUGAAAAAGAAAAACCUUUUGUUUAAACAAUUUAAAUACCUAAAAUUGUUGACGGUGAAGUUCACUUAGAAUUUUAUAAUUAUUUUAAUCUUCUCGUAUAAUUGGAAGUAUCAGAAAAUGUGUAGGUAAGCGUUGUUUAACAUUAAAUACUAUCGGUAUUGCA